Messenger RNA from Liolophura sinensis, 6408 nucleotides. RefSeq names its product ras GTPase-activating protein nGAP-like. The record is from RefSeq and is a predicted model, not a curated record. The transcript is spliced from 23 exons. The coding region runs from base 613 to 4536 and encodes 1307 amino acids. Gene Ontology annotation, biological process: regulation of GTPase activity. NCBI's taxonomy places the organism in Eukaryota, Metazoa, Mollusca, Polyplacophora, Chitonida, Chitonidae.
UUGAAGUCUCUGCAAGGUGAGGAAAGUGUAAAGUAAUUACGUCUCUAUGUGAUCAUGUCUUCUCCUAGCCCAGCUGUGAAGCGUCCCUCUAUCUCCCUGUUAAGAUCCCAGACUUAAGGCUUCAGACUGUGGGGACUUAUACUGGAUCCUCCAACGGUUUUGCCCCUAAAGCUUUUUCAACUCUCCUCUCAUCUCAAGGUAGACAGUUGGAUUCUAGGACCAUGUAGAAGAACUUGAGACGAAGAGCGGAGCAAGGAGGUGUAAUUCUCUGGUGUUGUUGGGAAAUUUUGGAUGGAAUACAUCUCUCAGUUUUGAUUGUACCCUGCUGCUUUAACUGUCAUACUUCAAACAAGGAGUGAUCUACCUGGAAAUGAUCUUAGGUAUUGCAUUGAUUCCAUGUGGGUUCUAAUUCUACAGGACAUUGAAUGUCCCAUUUCUAGCUCAACAGAAAACCGGCAGUGAAGAUCCUAGGAAAGUCAUUGCCUAUGUGAGAAAAUGAUUUUUUUUUCUGUGUGUGUGAAACAAUGACAAAUUGAGUAAGUUUAAGUGCUGAUGACUUUCAAACCAGUCGACCUCCAUUGAAUGGCGAUUUAACCCCUGAUUAAAGACAGGAUGUUUUUCCGUUGGAAGAAGUACAGCUUUGUUUCCACGGAGAGCUUUUUCAAAAGCCGCACAUUGGACUCAAGAAAAGACAGUUAUUCCGACUUGAGUGAAAAUCGACACUAUGAACCCGAGCACGGAUCUCUGAGGAUUCGUAAACAUUCAUCCUAUGACAAAGCGGUGACCGAGCGACGGGGGAGUGUUCCCCUCGUCCCAUCCUCCCUUAGCAACACAGAGGUCACCAUGGAUACUGGCACCACCUCAACCAAUAGGAUUGCAAAUUUCUUCUCAAAGAAAACAUUCCGAACCAACCUGAAAAGGACAAAGAGCGUUACGAAGCUUGAUCGCAAGAGGUCCAUACCUGCCAGCUCUGAAAAUGACCCUGGCGCCAAGAUUAUGAGUUCUUUGAAACGCAGCAUGAGCUUAGGGCGUCUAACUCGAAAACGAAAUAGACACAAAGCAACUGAUAAAAAUGGAGAGCAUACUUUCCCAUGUCAGUGUGUUGUUCAAACCCCGGAGGCACUCCACACCUGGUCCAUCAUAAGCUCCAGAAUCCGCACAUCGCGGUCACACGAGUCGCUGUUGUCAAGUCCUUCCAGCAUGCAUUCGAUCGACUUGACGGCUCCGGACAUCGAGAUCAAACCCUUGCACAGUAGCAUUCUGGGACAGGACCAUUGCUUCCAGGUGUCCACAAGUAACGGUAGCAAGUACAUCUCCUGUAGGACGGCCGAGGAGAGGGAGAAAUGGAUAGAAAGUUUGAGGAAGACUGUUCACCCAAACCAAGAACAAAGCCGAAGAACGGACAAUUCACUCAAGCUAUGGGUUAUAGAGGCCAAAAAUGUACCGUCCAAGAAAAGAUAUUUCUGCGAGAUUUGUCUGGACAGAACGCUGUAUGCAAGAACAUCUAGUAAAACCAAGUCAGAAAUGUGCUUCUGGGGAGAGCAGUUUGAAUUCAACAAUUUGCCAGCUGUAGAGACAAUAACAGUGAAUCUGUACAGAGAGGCAGAUAGAAAAAAGAAGAAAGAUAGGAAUCAGUUACUAGGGUAUAUAAACCUCCCUGUAAAUGAAAUCACCAACAGGCAAUAUGUAGAGAAAUGGUUUGUGACCAGCUCAGGGACGGUGGGGAAGGCUGGGAAGGAAAGCAAGACAGAGCUCCCUCUGAUACGGGUCAAAGCAAAGUACCAGUCUGUGCAAAUUCUACCCAUGGAUCUCUACAAAGAUCUGAUUAAUUAUUUAACAUCAGAGUACUGUUUGCUAUGUGAAGUGUUGGAGCCCAUCUUGAGUGUGCGUGAUAAAGAAGACAUUGCCAAGUCUCUGGUACAUAUUAUGCAGAAAAUGGGCAGGGCAAAGGAUUUUCUGGCAGAUGUUGUGAUGGGUGAAAUUGCAAGAUUAGAUAAUGAACAUUUAACUUUCCGAGGAAAUAGUAUAGCGACAAAAGCUAUGGAAGCAUUUAUGAAGUUAGUCGGAGAAAAGUAUUUACAAGACACGUUGGGAGAGUUUGUGAAGAAUGUGAUCGACACGCCGGACGACUGUGAGGUGGACCCGGGGAAAGUCCAGAACAACACGAUACUACAGAGACACCAGACUAAUCUCAUCAUGUACUGUGAGAUGGCCUGGGUUAAGAUCAUCAACUCUUACUGCUACUUCCCCAGUGAACUGAAGGACGUGUUCAGCUCAUUCCGUGAGCGAUGUCAGGAGAGAAAGAAGGAAGAUAUCAGUGAUAAUCUCAUAAGUGCCUCCAUCUUCCUCCGCUUCCUCUGCCCAGCCAUCCUCUCUCCCAGUCUCUUCAGCUUAACACAAGAGUAUCCUCAAGAAAAAGCUGCCAGGAAUUUAACGCUGAUAGCAAAAACCAUCCAGACUCUGGCAAACUUCACAAAAUUUGGUGGUAAAGAAGAAUUCAUGGUGUUCAUGAAUGAGUUUGUGGAGAGAGAGUGGGGAAGCAUGAAGAAUUUCCUAGGACAGAUCUCAAGUUCAGACUCCAACCAUCAGCUGUUAGAGUUCGAUGGUUACAUUGACUUGGGUAAAGAGCUCUCCAUUCUCCACUCACUGCUUAAGGAAUGUCUUAGUAAGACAUCAGAGACUGUGGUACAGAAACUGGGCAAACUAAACGAAAUUGUGGAGAAGCUGACGGAAGCCUUGAACGACCCGAAUGCGGGCAAAAAGUCUAACAGACAAAGCCAGAUUUACGAUAACUUGAACAUUAUGAAUCUUCAAAACAACAACAACAAUGGAGAGAAGACUACCUCUCCUACAGAAGUGUUACGGGACAUGUUACGUGGUUGUGGUGAAGAUGUGGACUUGUUAAAUGUUUCAGUGGGCUCGGAGUCCUUGGAUACUCUGGGUCGUCCUCGGUACAAAGGUUCGACACCAAUCGUGUACACGGAUGGUUAUGAAUAUGUGCUUCAUCAGAGGACUGACGGAAGUUCUGUCGCGGACGUGUCGUCUGUGGCGAACACGCUGACCAAUCAGCAGACGGUCGAUAAGUCGUGGACAGAGAUCGUCAGCGCAGCUGAGGAAGUAAAUGGUGAUUACAAUGACUUGAUAUCCUUCAUGGAAGAUGGCACGGAAGACCAGAAUUCCUCAAUGGAGCUGGAGCGCGACAUGCGAGGCAGCCAGAUGAGCAUUAGUCAACUCUCUACAAUCGCGUCAUCAGGGUACCAGUCGUUUGGCUACAGCCAGUCCAGUUCACCGGUCGAAAACCAUGCGCAUGGCGAUGCCGGUAGGGACACGUCAAAGUCUCCGUCAGUCGCCAUGCAGCCACUGUCGUUCUCUAAUCCAGUGUACAGACACCAGUUGUUGAACUCUCAUCGGCGAGUCACGAACAUGUCCACCUCAUCGACAUCGUCACCGCCGCCAAUUCAGCGUGCAUCAAGCUCAAGCUCUCUCAACAGCGACGACGAAUCAAACAGCAUCAAGCAGCGGAGUCCUGCCAAGUCGCAAGACUGGACGACUAAACGGACAGACCCUUUGAAAAAGUUUGCCGGAAUCUCGAGUUCGAGUAGCAGUGAAUCAUUAACCCAAGAUGACAAAGCUUAUGUGCGAUCCUACUCAACACCCCGCCCUACGGACCCUCGUCGAAAACCUCUCAGCAUGUAUAGUUCUAAUACAUUUCAGGCUCACUCGAGCCCCAAACAGGGCCACAGGGGGACCAGACCGCCCUUCCCUGAAACGCCCAUACAGGCAAAGGACCUUUCUCAGAGCGCAGACUUUGUAUAUAUGCAACGCAGACAUGCAACAGACCAGCUGCGUCGCGCAGCAACAGACACUGUGAUUUCACAAAACCUGAACUCUCCGUCUGCAAUUUUGCACCGGCGGUCUGAGGGCAGUAGUCGCUCUCUUGGGUGCUCACAUUCGCCCCCGGAGAGCCCCAGCUGUGCAGGGGUGAAGCGUUUGUCCCAGGGUGGGGUGCUGAUGGGGGUCAGCUCGGUGCAGAGACGGUUACAUGAGCAGGAGAAAACCAAACAGGAGUACGAGUUUGAGGUGGUAGUGCUAAGGCAGCAGUUGGCAGAGGCUCAAAGAAGGCUUCAGCAGGCAGAAGCCAGGCUCGCCGAUCACGAGUACGGGGCCGAGGACAUUCUCCAUGAAUGGAGACACAAACUGGAGGAGAGUGAGGAGAGGAUGAGGCGUCAGCAGGCCGAGAAAGAUGACCACAUGAAAAACAUCAUCCACAGACUGAUCGGUGUGGAAGAGGAUCUGAGACAGGAGCAGACGGCCAUGCAGAGGAUGGUCACUCACAAACAGAAGGUCAUCGAGGAUCAGGAGAGGAAGAUACAGACAUUGGACACAGCCAAUUCCAGGCUUCUGGUCACCCUGAACCAACUUAAGGACCAUUGUAGUCCACUGUUACCCCACAACGGACUUGUGGCCUCCAACAACGGCCAGAAAAUCACCCUGAUCAAAGGGGCAGAUACCUCAUGCAAAAGUAGUGCUUGUUGAACUGUGUGACCUUGAAAAAGGGUUUUUCAAGGUCGUCGUUCCCCAAAGAAGGAUAUACCAUAUCCAAGACUUUGUUAACGUGCCAUUUGUGUUUCUUCUUUGAUCGGAUGUAUUUAAAAAACCGUAUGUGUAUCUUGGUGUUACAUAGUAUGAAGACAUUACAUGAUUGUAGGACAGCUGUCGCCAAGCCAACAAAGCAGAGACAGCCACGUUGUUACAUUGUGAUAGGCAAGGGGAGUGACUUGUGCUUGGAAAGUUCCCUUUGUGAUCUGCUCACAGCUGCCCUUUGAAAUUAUCUCCCCUUGAUAGUGUCUUCAUUUUUUCGGAUGCCACACUUAAAAAUGUAACAUCAGAUUUUCGGGUCAGAAGUUAAGAGAGAAGAUCUGCUCUUUUUAAAAAGUCACUUUUUUUUUUUAAAGAAUCCGUAUUUUUGGGCGCUUUGGAUGUAUGAAAGAGGUAAUGUUGGGAACAUUUUGAUUGGCUGAUGUUAUUAACGAAAAUAGGUAUAAUGUUAGUGGUUGGCAAAACAAAAACUGCUAAUACCUGAACUAAAGAUUUGAUACAUCUUUUAUUCAUGAAGGGCAGAAGUGGAGCCCCGUUGUAAGGAAAGCAGAUAUGAAGUGCUUGUGGAUAACAUGUUUUACUGUCGAUGACCUUAUGACGACAGUUUCUGUAUGUGCAUAUAUCAGAAAUUUUUGGCAAAGCUUGCAGUUCAAGCUGCUGUUGUACUAAUGGACAUGUGCAAUUUGUUUUUCCAUUCAGGAAUGAAAUUUAAUUUAUAAUCUGACAUCAGAACAGCACUUCAUCAUUCAUGGUAGUUUUAACAUCAUCUAUAACGAACUGCUUAGCUAGGACCAAAUGAUACAUUUUACAGCCGAUUUUAAGCUCUGUACAUAUAUCUACAUCAAUUCUGACGUAUGAAUCAAGGGAAUUAACUGCCCGAAGAACCACAUGACAAUGCCCUAGCCGACAGAGUUAUUCCCCUUGAGUCUGGGAUUGACAAUAUUGUUCUUCACUGCCACUGUCACAUUGUGUUUUGUCAACUUUGAACCUAUGAACAAGACGUGUAUUAUUGCAAUAUAACAUGUAUGUAGACAAAGGACCAUUUGUGUUUUUUCUUUUUUUUAGCCAUGAUGUCUCAAAAGUUAUUUCCCUUUGCGCAACGCCCUGUAUCAAGUCAUACCUUGAUUUGGCUCUAGUCAAAACAUGCAAAAUAUCUAUGAAAAAACUCAUUUGUAACCAAAACUUGCCAAUUCCGGAUUGUUUUACUUCGUAACAGGAUGACACCAUAACAAGCCCUGCUCUUGUAACUUGAAGUCUGCAUUUAAUACGGUGCUGAGUGAAACUGUGUACAACUGUUUUGAUUAUAUGUGUAUAUAUAUAUACACAUCUAUAUAUAAAUAUACAACCUUCAUGUAUCUAAUGUAAGUAGUGUGCUGAUGUAUUUAUUGUUAAGGUCGAUUUGAAUGAAAGGUAUAAUGUGUGAGUGAACAGCUGGUAUGUAUCUCUGUCAUCAUUGCUCAGUCUGUUUAGCAAUGCAUGUAUUCCUGACAAUGUUGUAUCCAUGCACAUGUACCAUAUAUAGCUGAUGGGCUUUGACCAAGGGAGGUAACUCAUGGCGAAACAAACCACAAGUGUACAGUUGUCCUAAUUUAUUUCUAUACAUUGUUUAUUUAAGGAUGUUGUUGUAUAGCUGGGCUGUACUGUUUAUGUACAUGUGUAUACACCAUCAGAUGUCAUAGAGACCAGUACUUAUAUACAAGGAAAAAGGGUUUGUCCAGUGAAUUUUGUUUUUUUUUUUUUAAUUCUGUGUGUUUACAAGGGUUAUCUUAGUUGCUCAUGACAGAGUGGCAAAGGGGAUAACUAAGCAAU